AUACAGCCUUCUCGGUGUUAGUGUUGGCUGAGGCUACGGGUUUUGCUAGUCGUCCAAAAUUUAGCGGAGAGAAGAAUUGAGAGCCAACACGGAUUUUCUUUGGGAUAAGCGCACAGGCCUCGCUGCUAAAACGAUGCCCCAUUCUAGGCGGUAUGCAUCGUCAGAGCGGGCCAGCCGCAGCAGCUAUCAAGAUCGCUAUCGCGAGCGUGACCGAGAGCGAGGGAGAAAGCCUAGACACCGGCGCUCACGAUCCUUUUCCUCAAGCAGCGAGCGAGAAAGGAGGGGACGAGGACACAGGCAGGAGGGCACCUAUGCACGCUCCAGGAGCUACAACAACCGUUCUGUAGACAGGAGGCCUUACGACAGACGCUACGGUGAAGGCUACCGGCGGCAGGAGCACGAACGAGAAUGCAAUCGUGAACGACUGUCCCCGGACAACUACCACUCACGCGACCCUUCUACCAGCUAUGACUACCGCCGCACGCACCAACGCCACAAAAGCAGCAGGCGUAAGCACAAAAGAAGGCGGCGUAGAACCAGGUCCUAUAGCCCAUCCUCCUCGCGGAGUGCCAGCGGGACGCGGCCACUAUGUGUGAGGGACGACGAGGAGGGCCACCUGAUCUGUCGGAGUGGCGACGUCCUGCAAGAGAGAUAUGAAAUUGUCGGCACUUUGGGGGAGGGCACAUUUGGAAGGGUGAUGGAAUGCAUUGACCAUCGCAGAGGUGGAGCCCAUGUGGCUCUGAAAAUUAUUAAAAAUGUUGAGAAGUACAAGGAGGCUGCUCGACUGGAGAUCAAUGUUCUGGAGAGGAUCAAUGAGCGAGACCCUGAAAACAAAAAUCUGUGUGUACGGAUGUUUGACUGGUUUGACUAUCAUGGCCACAUGUGUCUCAGCUUUGAGCUGUUAGCACUCAGCACCUUUGACUUCUUGAAGGAGAACAAUUACCUGCCUUAUUCCAUCAACCAGGUCCGACACAUGGCCUACCAGCUGUGCCUAGCCGUCAAGUUUCUGCAUGACAACAAGCUGACCCACACAGAUUUAAAACCAGAGAAUAUUCUCUUUGUCAACUCGGAUUUCACUAUAACAUACAACGUAGAGAAGAAGAGAGAUGAGCGUACGGUGAAGAGCACUGCAGUGCGGGUAGUAGAUUUUGGCAGUGCGACAUUUGACCACGAGCACCACAGUACAAUCGUCUCCACCAGACACUACCGUGCACCUGAGGUUAUUCUUGAACUGGGUUGGAGCCAGCCUUGUGACGUGUGGAGUAUUGGCUGCAUCCUUUUCGAGUAUUACCUGGGCUUUACACUUUUUCAGACUCAUGAUAACAGGGAGCACUUAGCCAUGAUGGAGAGAAUAUUGGGUCCCGUCCCUUCCAGGAUGAUCCGCAAAACAAGAAAACAGAAGUACUUUUAUCGUGGACGUCUCGACUGGGAUGAAAACUCCUCAGCAGGAAGAUAUGUUCGAGAGAACUGCAAGCCCUUGCGACGAUACAUCUUGUCCGAGGCUGAGGAGCAUCACCAGCUGUUCGACCUGGUUGAGGCCAUGCUGGAGUAUGAGCCACCAAAACGCAUCAGUUUGGCAGCAGCGCUCAGGCAUCAGUUCUUCCAGAGUCCCAUCAAUGCUGGCGAGCAGACAUCAGGAAAGCCUUGGGAGGCCAAUCGUGACAUUAGCCGGUGACCUUUGCCUCUACCUGCCUUAGGUUUUUGCGCCAAAAAAAAAAAACUCUUCACAUUUUUGAGAGGCUGUGAACAAAGUCAGUGUGCAACAACAAUUGGGGUUCACCUGGGGAAACUGAUGAUAGUUUUUUUUUUUUUUUUUAAUUUUCAGACAUCCUAACUGACCAAGUAGUUUUAAGGGUUGACCGAGUUGUCAGGUUCUACUUUGUCAGUUUUACAGUGGUUUAAGCAUGACGCAGGACUUUGUCUUAAGUUGGAACCGGUUACAAUAGUUUCGUAUUUACUGAGCCCACAGGUAGAUUUAUGUAGUCUUCCACACAUCAGGGACAAGAUGGAAAGAACGUUGUCCAGACAAAGUACAUGGAGAAGUUCAAAAGAUCUAAUGUGGUGUUGCAGAGAUAACCAUCUCUGAUUUUGCAUUGGGCAACAUCAUGGAGUCAUAUCUGUUAUAGCAAAACCCUAAAAGGUGUUGGUUUUUGUUGUUUGUUGGUUUUUUUUUUUUUUUCUAGAAGCUUUGGAAAAACAUGAAUGUGAAAACAUGAUAAACACCAAACUGGCUGCAUUGUUUCCAUUGUAAUUGGACACGGAGUCUGAAUCAUGGUUUCUUACUUGGUCAUAUUUUUAUUGGACAGGCAAUAGGAUGUUUUGGCAUACACACUCCUUGAUCCUAGAUUUGUCAGUUGCAUCCAAACAGCAGCUACACAAGCUACUGUUCUAUGUAGCUUAGUGUUGUUUUUUUUUUUCUUUUUUCAGUGUGACUUUGUGUACACACACGCACGUAUUUUCUAUUGAAGCCUUUUGUCCAUGUAAUCAACCACAGGACUUUUGUGCGCUGUGUCCUCCUUGCCAGCACAAGUUUACAGUAUUUAUUUAAAUCAGCAUUAUUUUUGUUUUGUGUUUUUAUAUGAAACUAAAUGUGUAUAUCUGUAUAUACAAAUAUGUAUCUAUAAGCUGUAUAGAAUAAAGGCUCUCUGUCUGCCUGCCUGGCAUUUGUUGAAGUCAUGGCAGCUUCUCAGGCAGAAAACGGAA
Molecule: messenger RNA, 2703 nt
Organism: Neoarius graeffei (lesser salmon catfish)
Lineage: Eukaryota; Metazoa; Chordata; Actinopteri; Siluriformes; Ariidae
Gene: clk2a
Product: CDC-like kinase 2a
Exons: 13
Coding region: 134-1675 (513 amino acids)
Biological process (GO): protein phosphorylation; regulation of RNA splicing
Cellular component (GO): nucleus
Molecular function (GO): ATP binding; protein tyrosine kinase activity
Source: RefSeq, a predicted model, not a curated record